Messenger RNA from Sarcophilus harrisii (Tasmanian devil), 4293 nucleotides. RefSeq names its product glutaminase (gene GLS). NCBI's taxonomy places the organism in Eukaryota, Metazoa, Chordata, Mammalia, Dasyuromorphia, Dasyuridae. The coding region runs from base 1 to 1785 and encodes 594 amino acids. The record is from RefSeq and is a predicted model, not a curated record. Gene Ontology annotation, biological process: L-glutamine catabolic process. Gene Ontology annotation, molecular function: protein binding; glutaminase activity. The transcript is spliced from 15 exons.
AUGAUGCGGCUCCGAGGCUCUGCGAUGCUGCGGGAGCUGCUGCUGCUGCAUCCGCCCGCCGCUGGGGCGGCCCUGAGACGGGCGCAGCCCCUCGCCACCUUGUGCCGGCGCCCCCGAGCCGGCGGCCGAGCUGCUGCCGCCGCCGCCAGAGAACUGUUCCCCUGGCGGGGUGGAGGCACCCGACAGCCCGGUGUGCCCCUGGCCCGGGGGCUGACGAGCUCCCACUCGGAAAUUCUGCAGGAGCUGGGCAAGGGGAGCUCCCAGUCGCAGACAUCGCAAAUGCAGCCGCCUACGUCGACCCCCCCGAAGGACGGCCCGGGCGAGGGCAACGCCUAUGGCAACAGCGAGGGGAAGGAGAUGGCCGGGGGAGAAAAUAAGAUCAAACAGGGUCUUCUACCUAGCUUGGAGGAUUUGCUGUUCUAUACCAUUGCAGAAGGGCAAGAAAAAAUACCAGUUCAUAAGUUCAUUACAGCACUGAAAUCUACAGGAUUGCGAACUUCUGAUCCCAGGUUGAAAGAGUGUAUGGAUAUGUUGAGAUUAACUCUUCAGACAACAUCAGAUGGUGUCAUGCUAGACAAAGAUCUUUUUAAAAAAUGUGUUCAAAGCAACAUUGUGCUGCUUACACAGGCCUUUAGGAGAAAGUUUGUCAUUCCAGACUUUAUGUCGUUUACCUCACACAUUGAUGAAUUGUAUGAAAGUGCUAAAAAACAGUCUGGAGGAAAGGUUGCUGAUUACAUCCCUCAACUGGCCAAGUUCAGUCCAGAUUUAUGGGGAGUAUCAGUGUGUACAGUGGAUGGACAGAGGCAUUCUAUUGGAGAUACCAAAGUCCCCUUUUGUCUUCAGUCCUGUGUAAAGCCCUUGAAAUAUGCCAUUGCUGUAAAUGACCUUGGAACAGAGUAUGUACAUCGAUAUGUUGGAAAAGAGCCCAGCGGAUUAAGAUUCAACAAACUCUUCCUGAAUGAAGAUGAUAGGCCUCAUAAUCCUAUGGUGAAUGCUGGAGCAAUUGUUGUAACUUCAUUAAUAAAGCAAGGAGUAAAUAAUGCUGAAAAAUUUGACUAUGUGAUGCAGUUUUUGAAUAAGAUGGCUGGUAAUGAAUAUGUUGGAUUCAGUAAUGCCACGUUUCAAUCUGAACGGGAAAGUGGAGAUCGGAAUUUUGCAAUAGGAUAUUACUUAAAGGAGAAAAAGUGUUUUCCAGAAGGCACAGACAUGGUUGGGAUAUUAGACUUCUACUUCCAGUUGUGUUCCAUUGAAGUGACUUGUGAAUCAGCCAGUGUGAUGGCUUCUACAUUAGCUAAUGGUGGUUUCUGUCCAAUCACUGGUGAAAGAGUACUGAGUCCAGAAGCAGUUCGAAAUACACUAAGUCUGAUGCAUUCUUGUGGCAUGUAUGACUUCUCAGGUCAAUUUGCUUUCCAUGUUGGUCUCCCUGCAAAAUCUGGAGUUGCUGGGGGCAUUCUUUUAGUUGUUCCUAAUGUUAUGGGAAUGAUGUGCUGGUCUCCUCCAUUAGAUAAGAUGGGCAACAGUGUUAAGGGAAUUCACUUCUGUCAUGAUCUUGUUUCUUUGUGCAAUUUCCAUAACUAUGAUAAUUUGAGACACUUUGCAAAAAAACUUGAUCCUCGAAGAGAAGGUGGUGAUCAGAGGCAUGCCUUUGGACCCUUGGAUUAUGAAAGUCUUCAACAAGAACUUGCUCUAAAAGAUACAGUAUGGAAAAAAGUGUCACCUGAGGCAAAUGAGGACAUCUCCACAACUGUAGUGUAUAGAAUGGAAAGUCUGGGAGAGAAAAGCUAAACGAAAUGGGAUUUCUAGUGUCAGAAUUUUCUUUAUUGAGCUCAUAAUGUCUUUUGUUUUAUGCAUACUCUUAUUAUUUAUUUGUUUUUUUUCCCUCAACUUUUGACGCAAUUCAUGGACUUAUCCCUUGUGUAAAACUAUCAGAAAUCAAAAAAUAGGUUCAUUGUCCUUUUAAAGACUGCAAAAUAGGCAUUAAAGGAAAUUUACUUUAAAGAAAACUAUAGAAAGGAAAUAUAUUAUUUGGUUUAAAAAUUUCCUCUAAAAGUAUUUUUGUUAACAGUAUUAAAGAUACAUUGUCAUAUUGGAAAAAUAGAAAUUCUUAAUUUCAAAUCUCUUAUUAAACCUUUAAUUUUCAGUUCUAUAAACUGACAUGGUGAUAAUAUUAUCACUUUCUAAGCCAAAUCCAAUGGACAAAAUAAUUGUAAUUGUUACUAUUAAAAAGUUAAAGUGAUAGUCAGAUUUAUUUCAAUAUUAAUCAUUGACACCAUACCAGAAUAGUUCCAAAAUACAAAGUAACUUCAAGUUAAGUUCAGAAAUAUUUUGUAGCACUUUUUAGUAUUUUUUUUUUUUUUAUUACUUUAAAUAUUAGCAAUUUUUUGAGGUCUGGUAGUGAAUAUAUUAAGUACAUUUUCUUUGUAACUCCAGCGUUGUAAAUGAUGAAAUUACAGUGGGUGAGGAGUAACUUGUAUUAUUCCUAAAUAUUCCAGCCAAAAUAACUUAAGGAAUAAAAUUAAUGCUCAAAUUGCUAGUAAACUAGAAGGAACAAAAGCAUUUCUUAGGAGAAAUUGUUUCUGAUUAUUGGCAAUUUUCAUGUUCCAACUUAAUUUUUUCUAGGGGAUAAUUGCAUAAAAAAAAUUUCUUUUUCUUUAAUUUUUCAUGAAGGUUCCCUCCCCACCUCUCCUCACAUACAAUAAGGUUGGAACACAUCCAUUAACUUUAAAAGAGGUUUUAUUUUAACUGUUUAAGUGUAGCGACAUAGGAAUGGACUGAAGAACUUGUUGGAAUUUAAUACUACAUCAAGACAUUUACUUUUAUAUUCUAAGUUCUUGAGGUUAGAUGUCUAGUAACUUAAAAUGUGUAUUGAGAAUAACAUGUCCAGUUGAUUACUUUGUAUUUUUAAAAAUUGGUAACUAUGUUAACUCAAAACUUUUGACAAAUGAUAUUUUGAAAUUAGACAGAACCUAUUCACAAUUCUUCCUUCAUUUUACCUGCUCACUUCACCUAAGUUCCAUCAUAAGCCAGUUCCUUAUUCUUCUCUAAAGCUAUAAUCAUUUCCUUUGAGAGGGGUAGAGCAUGUAGACUUUGUAAUUGUAGAUUAUACAUGUCAAGGUAAAGAUUACUAAAGGAUAAUAAGACAUAAAAGAAAGGUUAGUUGUUUUGAUUGUAAUGACUAUCCAAGAUGAAGAGAUGUUGUUAAGGACAAGACAGUAUGGCAAUACCAGGUCAACCUUGAAGCCAAGAAGACUUUGGUUUGAUAUCUGCCUCAAAUGCAUACUGGCUUUUUGACCUUAUUAAUAAGCAAGUCACUUAACCCUCAGUUCUAAGUUAUUUUUUUCUGAGUCAUGUGGUUACUUAAAAUCAUGUCAUACAUUUAAAUUUUAAAGUAAGGUCGCUCUUUUGGAGAGCAUUUUCACCACUGUAACCUUAAACCUGAUUCAGACUCUUAAUAAUCCUCAUAUAACUUGCCAUUGAAAGUUUGACCAGGUUGAAUGCCCAAAGCAGUAAAUAUGAAGAAGGGUUCUCUGCUCUUAAUGUUCCCAUUCAAAUCCUUCUACUAUUCAUUUUGUCAUAGGUUUUAUUUUUUUAGAGUUGACAUUUAAUAAAGUUUAAUUUUGUUACUAAAACUGGAAAUAGUUAUGAAAAUAUUAUAAAAAGGAAAUGUAUUUUCAUGUAUUGGUAUAUAUUUAUAAUCACAAAUUGUUUAUUUGUAGAAUUUUCCUGUCUUUGUAAAACUUAAAUUUUCAUUUAGAAGUAAAAUAACCACGUUUACUCCAAUAAGUUUAUAGAACAAGAUCUAAAAGUAAUUAAGAAAAUAUUCCUUCAAUAAAGAAAAAAAGCAAUUGAAAUGAGAGGAAAGAUACUUUGUGAAUAGGACCCAAAACAUUUAUAUUUAAAAUAAAAUAAAACAAAAACACAACACUUUGCCUAAGACCUUAAAGGCUUUAUCUUGCAUUAUUCAGUAUUACCUAAUACUUUUUUUUUCCCAAGAUAAUGCCUAUGAUUGUUGGGUUUCAUUUGUUUCAUACAGUUACUGAUUCUUGAUAUUCAAGCAUUUUAGGAGUUAGAAUAUGUUUUUUUCUUUGUUUGGGAUCAUUGACAUUUCGUUUGAAAUGUACAUUUCUUUAAAUAUUUUGUUUUUCAGCAUAAAUGUUGUGCAUUUUGCUUGAGUAUUUAGAUUUAAAACAUUUGUCUUAUAGUUUCUUCUUUCAUUGCUUUUGUAUAUUUAAUGUACCUUUUGUUUCCAGCAUGCAUAUUUUUGUAUUGUUUAAUAAAUUUAUUUUAAGCUGA